Hippocampus comes (tiger tail seahorse) is the source of this 1508-nucleotide messenger RNA. It is a transcript of the gene oxa1l, whose product is annotated as OXA1L mitochondrial inner membrane protein. Gene Ontology annotation, cellular component: mitochondrial inner membrane. Bases 29 to 1420 code for a protein of 463 amino acids. Gene Ontology annotation, molecular function: membrane insertase activity. The transcript has 11 exons. The record is from RefSeq and is a predicted model, not a curated record. Gene Ontology annotation, biological process: protein insertion into mitochondrial inner membrane from matrix. Lineage: Eukaryota; Metazoa; Chordata; Actinopteri; Syngnathiformes; Syngnathidae.
UCCGUAGUAUGUCAUUUCCUGUAGCAAGAUGGCGGCCAUCAGGAACCGCUUGACUCCAGCUUGUCUCGCGGGACGCUUCGUCUUCACACAGAGUCCGAAACCCAACGCGGGCAGGCAACGUUGCUCGGACAUUUGGAAGCACUGCUGGCUCCAAAGGUCUCAUGUGCACACGGCAUUUGACUUGAACAGUUGGGCCGGUGGCACCCCAUCAGUGCUGUGCAGGCGGCGCCAUGAGAAGCUCCUCUGCGUGGGCGUGAGACACAACAGCACCCAGAUGCUGAGUGAGGGCAGCCCCGUGGUGGCCAACAGCGUCGGGGUCCUUCAGCAAGCCAUUCCCGAUCAGGUCCCGCCUGGGCCUGUUUCCGUGACGACGGGAGACGCACCCGCCCCGUGCUUGACGCAGUCAGUUUCGGACGCGGCGGAGGUCCUCCAGGCUGCCGAUCCGGAAGCCCGUCUGGCCGAGCUGGGCUUGGCUGGCCACACUCCGGUGGGUGUCAUCCAGAACCUGCUAGAGUUCAUGCACGUGGACGUGGGCCUGCCCUGGUGGGCAGCCAUUGUUGUCGGGACGGUGGUGGCUCGCCUGGCCGUCUUUCCCGUCAUCGUGAAGGGCCAGCGGGAGGCGGCCAAACUCAACAACGUCAUGCCCGAGAUGACCCGCCUCAGCGGCAGGAUGACCGAGGCCAAACAGAGCGGCAACAAAUUUGAAUUCGCCAAAGCCUACACCGACCUCACGUUGUUCCAGAAGAAGCACGACGUCAACCCCAUCCGCGGCUUUCUGAUCCCUCUGGUGCAAGCGCCCAUCUUCAUCUCCUUCUUCAUGGCGCUGAGGAAGAUGGCGUACUUGCCGGUGCCUAGCAUGCAGACAGGAGGCACGCUGUGGUUUCCGGAUCUGACGGCGGCCGAUCCCUUCUACAUCCUGCCUCUGGCCGUAACGGGAACCAUGUUCUUCAUCCUGGAGCUGGGCGCCGAGUCAGGCGUGGACAACCCCAACCUGCGCGCCAUGAAGACCGUGUUCCGGAUCAUGCCCUUCAUCAUCCUCCCACUCACCAUCAACUUCCCCACGGCCGUGUUCACCUACUGGUUCACCUCCAAUUGCUUCUCCUUGGCUCAAGUGGCGCUGCUUAAACACCCGGUGGUCCGUGACAAGCUGCGCAUCCCGGAGAGGAUCAAUCACCCGGCUUCGGACCUGCCUCAAACCGACGGCUUCAUCGACAGCAUGAAGAAAGGAUGGAAGAACGCACAGCUGGCUCAGCAGCUGGAAGAGCGAGACAGACGCAUCAAAAAUCAUCUGGACCUUGCCGCCAAAGGUCCACUGAGGCAGACAUUUACCCACAAUCCUCUGCAGCAGACCCCAACGCCAUCCACCAAAGAUAAGAAAGCCACAAGCAAGAAAAGACCAUGGAAGGACAUCAUGGAAUGAAGUGCGUAGUGUACAUAUUUAUUGCUAAAUGUCGUCAACGCGGAUGAUUUUCCUAUUGGCAUUAAAAUGGAAAAGCACUUGACACAAA